This is a messenger RNA of Leptonychotes weddellii (Weddell seal), 432 nucleotides long. NCBI's taxonomy places the organism in Eukaryota, Metazoa, Chordata, Mammalia, Carnivora, Phocidae. The record is from RefSeq and is a predicted model, not a curated record.
AUGGGAGGACCAGCUGCUGGGAAAUUUGCAGCUGAGUACAUGAAAGAAGUAGCUCACUUGUUGAAAGAUCAUGACAUGGCACCAAAGGUAAAGAUCUUGUUGCUCCAGAGUAUAGCGUGUUGGUGUUACUUAAACCCCGUCAGCCAGAAGAGGGCCAAACAUCUGAAGUUUAUUCCUAUCCUCGUUGAGGUUUUUGAGGACAAACUCGACUCUACGACCAAAAGUGAAAUAAACAACAGCCUCCUUGUUAAAUUCUGGACUUGCUAUGUUCUCUCCGUCAUGACGUGCAAUAACUUGUCCUGCGUAAAGGAGCUUAAAAACUACAGUAUUCUGAAAUAUCACUUGCAAAUACUGGCGACUGAGAAUUGGUCUGGGUGGCCUGAGAAUUUUGCAGAGGUGCUGUAUUUCCUAAUUGGUUUUCACAGGAAUUAA